Molecule: messenger RNA, 4950 nt
Organism: Chlorocebus sabaeus (green monkey)
Lineage: Eukaryota; Metazoa; Chordata; Mammalia; Primates; Cercopithecidae
Source: RefSeq, a predicted model, not a curated record
GAGGCUGUGGCAGCAGCUGCAGCGGCGGCGGCGGCGGCAGCGCCAGGAGCUGCUGCAGCAGAGGCGGAGGUUGCUCCUGUACGCGUCCGGGCAGCUCAGCCGAAGCCGCAGCCCGGAGGCGCCGGGCGGUGCGCUGGGUGCUGCUGCUACCGGCCCUCCGCCGCCCGGGCCCCCGCUGCCGCCCGGGCCCCGGCUGCCGUCUGCGCCCCCGUCAACCCCACCCGCGAGUGCGCCCCAGCCGGGACGCCGCCCCCGGCCGGGUCUCCACUUCUUGGCCGCACCUUCCAUGACAGCGCCCGCGAGAAGAUGGCUGCGAAGGGCGCGCACGGCUCCCACCUGAAGGUGGAGAGCGAGCUGGAGCGCUGCCGCGCCGAGGGCCACUGGGACCGCAUGCCGGAGCUGGUCCGGCAGCUGCAGUCGCUGAGCAUGCCCGGCGGCGGAGGUAACAGGCGAGGCAUCCCGAGCGCAGCGUUCACUUUUCCGGACACCGAUGACUUUGGGAAAUUGCUGCUGGCUGAGGCCCUCCUGGAGCAGUGUUUGAAGGAGAAUCAUGCCAAAAUAAAAGACUCCAUCCCUUUGCUGGAGAAGAAUGAGCCGAAGAUGAGCGAAGCCAAAAAUUAUCUGAGCAGUAUCCUUAACCAUGGGAGGCUUACGCCACAGUACAUGUGUGAGGCCAUGCUGAUCCUGGGCAAACUGCAUUACGUGGAGGGCUCGUACCGAGAUGCCAUCAGCAUGUACGCGCGGGCCGGGAUCGAUGACGUAUCCAUGGAGAACAAGCCCCUGUAUCAGAUGCGGCUGCUGUCGGAGGCUUUUGUCAUCAAAGGCCUCUCUCUGGAACGCCUACCCAACUCCAUCGCUUCCCGCUUCCGCCUGACGGAGAGGGAGGAGGAAGUGAUCACCUGUUUUGAGAGGGCAUCCUGGAUCGCUCAGGUGUUCCUGCAGGAAUUGGAGAAGACCACAAAUAACAGCACGUCGAGGCAUCUGAAAGGCUGUCACCCGGUUGACUAUGAGCUCACCUACUUCCUGGAAGCUGCCCUCCAGAGCGCCUAUGUGAAAAACCUGAAGAAGGGGAACAUCGUGAAGGGCAUGAGAGAGCUCCGGGAGGUGCUGCGGACUGUGGAGACCAAAGCAACUCAGAACUUCAAAGUGAUGGCGGCCAAGCACCUGGCGGGGGUCCUGCUGCACUCCCUGAGUGAGGAGUGCUACUGGAGCCCCCUGUCCCACCCUCUGCCCGAAUUCAUGGGCAAGGAGGAGAAUUCUUUCGCCACGCAGGCCCUGCGGAAACCUCACCUCUAUGAAGGAGACAACCUCUACUGCCCCAAGGACAACAUCGAGGAAGCCCUCCUGCUCCUCCUCAUCAGCGAGUCCAUGGCCACUCGAGACGUGGUGCUGAGCCGGGUGCCAGAGCAGGAGGAGGACCGGGCAGUGAGCUUGCAGAAUGCUGCAGCCAUCUAUGACCUCCUGAGCAUCACGUUGGGCAGAAGGGGACAGUAUGUCAUGCUCUCUGAGUGCCUGGAACGAGCCAUGAAGUUUGCGUUUGGAGAAUUUCACCUUUGGUACCAGGUGGCCCUCUCCAUGGUGGCUUGUGGGAAGCUGGAGGAAGCAGAGCGCUUUGCCAUGAUGGUGAUCAGCCUCGGAGAGGAAGCCGGGGAGUUCCUCCCCAAGGGCUACCUGGCGCUGGGUCUCACCUAUAGCCUGCAGGCCACCGACGCCACCCUGAAGUCCAAGCAAGAUGAAUUGCACCGGAAGGCACUGCAGACACUGGAGAGGGCUCAGCAGCUGGCGCCCGGUGACCCCCAGGUCAUCCUCUAUGUCUCACUGCAGCUGGCCCUCGUCCGACAGAUCUCCAGCGCCAUGGAGCAGCUGCAGGAGGCCCUGAAGGUAUGCAAGGAUGAUGCCCACGCCCUCCAUCUGCUGGCACUGCUCUUCUCCGCCCAGAAGCACCACCAGCAUGCCCUGGAUGUUGUCAACAUGGCCAUCACCGAGCAUCCUGAGAACUUCAACCUGAUGUUCACCAAGGUGAAGCUGGAGCAGGCGCUGAAAGGCCCAGAGGAAGCCCUCGUGACCUGCAGACAAAUGCUGCAGCUGUGGCAGACCCUGUACAGCUUCUCCCAGCUGGGAGGCCUGGAAAAGGAUGGUAGCCUCGGUGAGGGCCUCACCAUGAAGAAGCAGAGUGGCAUGCACCUGACUUUGCCUGAUGCCCAUGAUGCCGACUCUGGCUCCCGGCGGGCUUCAUCCAUCGCAGCCUCCCGGCUGGAGGAGGCCAUGUCAGAGCUGACUAUGCCCUCUUCGGUCCUGAAGCAGGGCCCCAUGCAGCUAUGGACCACGCUGGAACAGAUCUGGCUGCAGGCUGCUGAGCUGUUCAUGGAGCAGCAGCACCUCAAGGAAGCAGGUUUCUGCAUCCAGGAGGCAGCAAGCCUCUUCCCCACUUCUCACUCAGUACUAUAUAUGCGGGGCCGGCUGGCCGAGGUGAAGGGCAGCCUGGAGGAAGCCAAGCAGCUGUACAAGGAGGCGCUCACGGUGAACCCAGAUGGCGUGCGCAUCAUGCACAGCCUGGGUCUGAUGCUGAGUCGGCUUGGCCACAAGAGCCUGGCCCAGAAGGUGCUUCGAGAUGCCGUGGAGAGGCAGAGCACGUGCCACGAGGCGUGGCAGGGCCUGGGUGAGGUGCUGCAGGCCCAGGGCCAGAACGAGGCCGCCGUCGACUGCUUCCUCACUGCCCUGGAGCUGGAGGCCAGCAGCCCUGUGCUCCCCUUCUCCAUCAUCCCCAGAGAGCUGUGAUGACACUGCAGCCACAGGGAGGGAGGGCCGGCCAGAGGGAGAGGCAGCAGUCAGUGUGGGGCGACAGUGGCAUCAGGUGCGGGGCCUCAGGGAAAUCCAUCUUUAGUGAACUCCUGGCUCGGCCAAGAGGGUCUUCCUGGAUUUCUUUGUUGGUGCCUUGGGAAACAGUCUGACUUGAACCCUAAGUGCCUUUUUGCAGAGUUUUGUGGUGACCAGACUUGCACCCCAAGAGCUGGGCAGGGGGGAGCCUCACAAUUGUCCUUCACCCUCACCCAUGCCUCUGGUUGGGGGUCUGGGGAUCUCACUCCCCACUCUCAGCACAGCACAGACUUCUGGAUCCCUCUCAGGUCUUGCCCAGGGCAGUCACGACGUGAAGAAACUGGGCAAGUGGGAAGACGAUGGGAUUUCUGGGUUCCCUUCCCAGACUUGGAGUUAGCAGAUGAUGCCCACGUUGCCCCUCUUUGCCCCCUGAGACCAGCUGGGCCCCACUGUGCUCUUUCCCUCUGCUACCAAGUGCCUUUGGGGCCUCUGGGGUCUAGCCAGGGGGUACUGAGCACUGGCCCUUACGCUUCCAUUUCCACCCACCCCAUCUCCCUGGAAAUGUGUUCCAGCCCAAGCAGCCUCCGUCGGCUUUAGAUCCUGUGGUUGCUAGAUCCAGUCCUUUCUAAUACCCUGAGUCAACACAUUACUCCUGCAGGUCUUACGCUACCAUGCAGGUCCCUCCAGGGCCAAUAACAUGGAGGCGGGCAAUUUCUAGGACUGUCCCCAGUACCUCUCACCACCCACAGCCCUUUUUUGCCUUGAUUUGAGCCUCACCCUAGCCUUUUGGGUUGCCCUGCCUGAGGGAGACCUGAGGAGGGGACAGAGCCCAGCCUUUCUCCUGUGACUGAGCAGGCCUCUGUGUCCAUGACACCUUUUUCCGGGCCUGGGGGCUGUGGGUGUAUGUCCUCCCUGCUGGCUCCCCCGGCCCCUGCUGCAUGACGCUCUUGGAACUCUUCCCCAAGGAGUCAGUCCCCCAGGCUUAUCAGGGAAUCCUUUUGUAUCUGCACUUUGGGUUUUAGUUUCAAAGCUCCAUCAGGUACAGCUUACAUUUCAGGAUGUGUAGAAAGCUCAGGUGAGGGCUGCCCUGGUUUGUCAUAGCUCCACCUUCCUCGGAGGGAGAGGGCUGUUGGAGACCCCCCAUCCAUGGCACACUAGCUCAGCACUGCAUGUCCCGAGAUGAUUCCCAAGACAGCUGGUGCCUCCUGGCUUUCCUGCGGCAGGCCAAGGGGCACCCCAGAGGACGCUGGAUCCUUUGCCUCUUCAUGGUUGAAGGAUCUCUAUGUAUGUGUGUAUAUAAAUAUAGUUUUUAUAUAUAUAUAUAUAAAAAAAAAAUAGAGAUCUAUUUUUUUCUGGAAUUAUGUUAGAAAAGUAAAGAAAAAGCAAAUGCUGUUGAUUUAUCUCAGGGUGCCCAAAGAGUUAUAGUCAAUUUUUGGUACUAGGAAAGGCACCCAAUGCAUUUCCUGACUUUUAAGCAGUUCCUUGUUGGAAGCAGCAGAGGGCCAAGCCAAGUUGCUGACAGUGACUUUACAGGUUAAAUAAAGAGACCCUCGGAGGGGAAGCAGGCUUGUCUGAAGCAGCAUGUUUAUUCACUGGGCAUGUAGCUCCCGCACCAGCCUUGAGCCAGGCCCUGGAGAGGAGGGGCUGUUGCAGGAGGAGGGAGGCCAGAGAAGUCAUUGAAGCCAAGACCUGGGCCCAGCUGAGGAGGGAUGUGGGGAAGGAAGGAUGGGAGGGAGGACCCUCUGGGAAAAUGUGGGUUUGAGCUGGUGAGAGUGUUGCCAGUUGAGGCUGGACUAAAGCCUGGAGGGGGUAGGAAGAAGCAAGAGGGGUCCAGGCAGGGUUGAUCCUGGCCUUUGACUUGUCCAGGGGGCCACCCCGGAAGCCCCUGCUGCCUCUGGGCAUUGCUGGGAGAGGCCAAGGCAGUACUCAUAUCUGAACAGAGAGCCCCUCGGGCAUUGCUGAUGGGCCACCUUCAGCUGCCGGGAAGAAGACUACGAGAGGAGGCAUGGGAGAGACCUGGGCCUUGUUCAGAUUGGCCACCUCUGCUGAGAAGUCCAUUCCAGUACACCCCUAAUAAGUUAUGCCACAUACCAACAUACUGUGGAUAUUAUAAUCUGCAUCAACAUAAUUCUA